UCUUCAUCCAAGCUCUCGUGUUUUCACAAUCUACACCUCUUCUACCCAACAAAUAAUCAAACAUGGGCUUUCCUACACCAGCAAAAUGGUACACUCAGAGCACCAAUCUGUCUCUGCGCAUCCUCACAGGAGUCACUUCACUCAUUGCGCUCUGCGUCUUCGGAUGGGCAAACAGCAGCCACGACAUAAGCGAAAUGGGCUACUAUGACAUGGGCGGGCCCGUGCUCAGUCCAGUUAUAGCAGGCACCGCAUACACCCUUGCGUGGUCAGUUAUAGCGGUAUGCGUCGAGUUGCUAUCGCGUAAACCAAUCCACCAUGGCGUAUAUGUUACCUUCGAUCUAUUCGCGUGGACCGGAUUGGUUGCGACUAUAAUUAUGUUCCUGCUGUGGAUGAUGCCAUAUUUUACAGGUGUUAGGUCUAGUUGCGAUUCAGGAUAUAGAGACUGCUACCAAGUGACCUUGGCAAAUAUUGAGCACUUUGGGACGGCGAUGGCUUUGGUCACCAUGAUUUUGUAUUUUUGGCUUUUUGUUCGGUCAUGCAUUUCUACCCAUAAGCUGCGGAAGGAGGCGAGGCUUUCGACAAAGGAGAGUAAUGAUUCUCGUGCCUAAAUGGCAAUGGAAACGAGGGGAAACGAGGGGAUGAUAUUGUUUACGAAACUCUGACCAGCCUUAUCAGGCUGGAUUUAAUGCCCACUAAUUUGUGCUGCGUGAAGAUACAGGCCUUUUUCAAGCAUUAUACGCUUAAUGACUCGUUGAUUGUUUAUACUACUAUAUGAUACAAUAGCUAAUAGUUAAUUAUAUCUCAAUUACAA
Aspergillus candidus is the source of this 811-nucleotide messenger RNA. RefSeq lists its product as uncharacterized. Lineage: Eukaryota; Fungi; Ascomycota; Eurotiomycetes; Eurotiales; Aspergillaceae. Bases 63 to 608 code for a protein of 181 amino acids. The record is from RefSeq and is a predicted model, not a curated record. The transcript is spliced from 3 exons.